This is a messenger RNA of Corythoichthys intestinalis (scribbled pipefish), 1770 nucleotides long. RefSeq names its product fibulin 5 (gene fbln5). The transcript has 11 exons. The record is from RefSeq and is a predicted model, not a curated record. Bases 61 to 1503 code for a protein of 480 amino acids. Gene Ontology annotation, molecular function: calcium ion binding. NCBI's taxonomy places the organism in Eukaryota, Metazoa, Chordata, Actinopteri, Syngnathiformes, Syngnathidae. Gene Ontology annotation, biological process: elastic fiber assembly.
CAACUGAGGGGGGGGUCAACGUUUUAAGGGUCGGCGAAGUGAAAAGGCGCUGGGGAGGAAAUGAAAAACACGCUCGGUGACAUACGUGGCUUCACGUUUUGCUCGCCUACAAGGAUGGUGGCAGCUCUGCUAUUUAUUUUGCUUUGCAUGCAGUCAGCACACAGCCAGACAUGCACAGAUGGCUUCAGAUACGACCGCAGGUCAAGACAGUGUAUAGACGAGGACGAGUGCCGGACACUUCCUAACCCAUGCAGGGGCGACAUGCGUUGCGUCAACCAGAACGGGGGCUAUCUAUGCCUGCCCCGCGGUCUCUACAACCAGCCUUAUGGGUCUGACCAACCCCAGGUGCCGCAGGUGCAGCAGCCUGACACAGUCUACACGGGGCGCGGUGGCGGCGGUGGGGGCGUGACGUCCGCAGGAGCACCGGAUAGCUACGUGCCGGCCCCACCAAGGUCGGCUGAGCCCAGCUACCCGCAAGUUAGCUACACGGUGCCGUGCAUCCUGGGUUACUUGCUGGCGGAUGACGGUACCUGCAAUGACAUUGACGAAUGUGUGAGCAACUCCCACCACUGUAACCCCACCCAGGUGUGCAUCAACACGGAGGGGGGAUACACCUGCUCUUGUACUGAAGGCUUUUGGCUCAUCGGGGGCCAGUGUCAGGAUAUCGACGAGUGUCGCUACGGGUACUGCCAGCAGCUGUGUGCCAACGUGCCGGGCUCGUAUUCCUGCUCGUGUAACCCAGGCUUCGUCCUCACCUCGGACAACCGCAGCUGCGUAGACGUGGACGAGUGUGCGGAUGAACCGUGCAGUCACGGCUGCCUCAACAACCACGGCUCCUUCAUGUGCAACUGCGACGAAGGCUUCGAACUGGGGGCUGACGGAACCACCUGCAAUGACGUGGACGAGUGCAGCUUCUCUGAAUUCUUGUGCCAGCACCGAUGCUUGAACACUCCAGGCUCCUUCAAUUGUCUCUGCCCGCCCGGCUACUAUGUCUACGAGGACGGCCGCAGUUGUGAAGAUAUCAAUGAAUGUGAGAGUGGUAACCACACCUGUACAACAGAACGAGUCUGUUUCAAUUUCCAGGGAGGCCACACGUGCUUGGCUCCUUUACAGUGUCCGCCUCAUUACGUUGACGCGGGUGACAAUCAGUGCAUGUGCACAACUGGCAACCCCGCGUGCAGGGACCAGCCCUUCACCAUCCUCUACCGGCACAUGGACUUGUCUUCCGGGCGAAGCGUGCCCGCAGACAUCUUCCAGAUGCAGGCCACUACACGCUACCCGGGCGCCUUCUAUAUCUUCCAGAUCAAGUCGGGCAACGACGGACAAGAGUUCUACAUGAGGCAAACCAGCAACAUGAGCGCCACGCUGGUGCUGUCGCGGCCCAUCUCUGGUCCCCGAGAGGUGGUCCUGGACCUGGAGAUGGUGACGGUCAACAACGUAAUCAACUUCCGCGGCAGCUCCAUCAUCCGGCUGACCAUCUUUGUGUCGGAGCACCCCUUCUGACGCGCCGCGAUGGUCGGGAAGACGGCCGACGGACGGAACGCGCCCCGCCCCGCCUUAAUGGACUCAUAACGACGGACACUUUGGCGGGAUGCGUCCGGUGUACAAUUUCUGGCAUCCUCUUUUUAGAAGCACCGCAAACGUUGUAUUCUCAUCACCGCCGCUGCUGCAUCUUCUUCCCUUCAGAUCAGCUGUGAACCAGACUUUUAUUGUCAAAUAUGAUUUAAUGAUUGCAAUAAAUGUCUGUGUUAUCAGGCCGCUGAAACCACC